AUCUUUGGAGCAUCCCAAAGAGCAUGUUGGCAGCAGUGGCGCGGCGCAUCGUCUGCCACUACCACACAGGACGCCACCCGGUGCGCUGCAACUGUCUACCUCUCCCGCCCACGCCCUCACAGAAUGUACCGCGCUGCCUCCCUGCUCAGGCUGCCCGCGAGUCGCCGGGUCGCCCAGCACCUGGCGGCGAGGAGCUACGCCAAGGAUGUCAAGUUCGGCUCAGAGGUGCGGGCCAUGAUGCUGCAGGGCGUGGACGUGCUGACUGACGCUGUGGCCGUCACCAUGGGUCCCAAGGGCCGCAAUGUGAUCAUUGAGCAGAGCUGGGGCAGCCCUAAGAUCACCAAGGAUGGUGUCACAGUGGCCAAGGCUGUGGAGCUUAAGGACAAGUUCCAGAACAUUGGUGCCAAGCUGGUGCAGGAUGUGGCCAACAACACCAAUGAGGAGGCUGGCGACGGCACCACCACUGCCACUGUGCUCGCCCGCACCAUUGCCAAGGAAGGUUUUGACAGGAUCAGCAAGGGAGCAAAUCCUAUUGAAAUCAGGCGUGGUGUGAUGCUGGCGGUGGAGGCAAUCAUUGACCACCUCCGCUCCCUGUCCCGCCAAGUGACCACUCCUGCUGAGAUCACCCAGGUGGCAACCAUCUCUGCCAAUGGAGACCAUGAGGUUGGGGAGCUCAUUUCUGCAGCCAUGGAGAAGGUCGGCCGUAAUGGAGUCAUCACCGUCAAGGAUGGCAAGACCCUGAAGGAUGAGCUGGAGGUGAUUGAGGGCAUGAAGUUCGACAGGGGUUACAUCUCCCCAUACUUCAUCAACACAGCCAAGGGUGCCAAGGUGGAGUACCAGGAUGCCUUGGUUCUCCUGUCUGAAAAGAAGAUCUCCUCCAUUCAGUCCAUCAUCCCAGCGCUGGAGAUUGCCAAUGCUCAGAGGAAGCCCCUGCUCAUUAUCGCUGAGGAUGUGGAUGGGGAAGCACUGAGCACACUUGUGGUGAACCGACUCAAGAUUGGCCUGCAGAUUGCUGCUGUCAAGGCCCCGGGCUUCGGCGACAACCGCAAGAACACCAUCCAGGACAUUGCCAUUGCCACCGGUGCCCUUGUUUUCAAUGAUGAGGCCAGCAUGGUGAAGAUUGAGGAUGUGCAGGUACAUGAUCUUGGUAUGGUUGGUGAGGUUCAAAUCACCAAGGACGACACGCUGCUACUGAAGGGCAAGGGGAAGUCGUCUGACAUUGAGAGGAGGAUCAACCAAAUCAGGGAACAGAUUGAGGACAGCAACUCAGAAUAUGAGAAGGAAAAGAUGCAGGAGCGGAUGGCACGGCUGAGCAAUGGAGUGGCUGUGGUGAAGGUGGGCGGCUCCUCUGAGGUGGAAGUCAACGAGAAGAAGGACCGUGUGAAUGAUGCCCUGUGUGCCACGCGUGCUGCCAUUGAGGAGGGCAUUGUGCCUGGCGGUGGCGUGGCCCUGCUGCGCUGCCUCCCUGCCCUGGACAAUGUCAAGCCUGCCAAUGAGGACCAGAAGAUGGGUGUGGACAUCAUCCGCAAGGCCAUCAGGACUCCCUGCCACACCAUCGUCAGCAAUGCUGGCAUUGAUGCUGCCGUCAUCGUAAACAAGGUGGAGGAAGCGACGGGUGACUAUGGAUAUGACGCCGCCAAUGGGACGUUUGUCAACCUUGUGGAGGCUGGAAUCAUUGACCCCACCAAGGUGGUGCGCUCUGCCCUGACUGACGCCGCUGGUGUUGCCUCUCUCCUCACCACUGCUGAGUCCGUCAUCACCGAGAUCCCCAAGGAGGAGCCAGCAGGAGGCAUGGGUGGUAUGGGUGGCAUGGGUGGUAUGGGAGGAAUGGGUGGCAUGGGAGGCAUGAUGUGAGAUAAUUAUAAUUAAGAUAGGCAAUGUAUGUUGUAUUUUUCAUGGGCGGGUUGGUGCAGCGGCUCUUAGUCUUCAUUUUUUGUGUCUUAUCUUGACUAUUAACAGGCUUUAGUGGAAGUUAUUGGGGGUUUCAAGGGUGCUUUCAUGUUUCUAUUGCUAAUUUAAGAAGGAUUCAGCAUCGUCACUGGAAAGAACCCACAAGAACCUGAGUAAUUGUAUCCGAGGCUUCUGAGAAUAGUCCUGGUGAGAGAACAACGCGCAAGAGAACAUGGGCCUUGUCUCUCUCUCUUCCAAUUCAAUGAGGGAGCACUUUCUUUAUUCCCUUCUUAUUUAACCAGCAGCUAAAAGUCUUGGGCAUUAUCAUGUUGGUGCAGGGUGAAGUGAAGGCAGUUCCAUUAUUCACCUUGAAGACUUAAUCAUUCCAGUGCUGCUCCACCAAGUGACAUCCAUUAUUUCAUCCUCAUACUCUCAUGACCGUGAAUGUGAACCGUGUAACCGAACUGAUGAUAGGUGUAAGUGUUCAAUGUACAAAGUGUAGAUAAUGCAAUGUAGAUAAUUUUGUUAUUCUGAAAAAAAGAAGUGUUUAUAAAAGCCAAUUAAAAUGAGUUUUUCAUCAAA
Messenger RNA from Scylla paramamosain (green mud crab), 2472 nucleotides. Its product is annotated as heat shock protein 60A-like. Gene Ontology annotation, molecular function: ATP-dependent protein folding chaperone; protein-folding chaperone binding; ATP binding. Lineage: Eukaryota; Metazoa; Arthropoda; Malacostraca; Decapoda; Portunidae. Gene Ontology annotation, biological process: apoptotic mitochondrial changes; protein import into mitochondrial intermembrane space; mitochondrial unfolded protein response. The record is from RefSeq and is a predicted model, not a curated record. The transcript has 9 exons. Gene Ontology annotation, cellular component: mitochondrial matrix; mitochondrial inner membrane. Bases 124 to 1854 code for a protein of 576 amino acids.